UUUUGUGGAAAUAAACGAGUUGGCAGUCUCAAGCCUUCUAAUGCCUUCAUUUCUAGGGUGUAUUUCUCUGGUCAGUCCUUAAAUGGAGAACUUGCGUCCUGAAUUGUGAUGCUUUUUGGCACCUUACUAUGUUCAUAGGUCUUUUGUGCGUUAGGUGGUUGAUAUGAAGCUUUGUUACCUUGUUAUAGGAUGAGAUAUCAAUGUAAUUGGUGGUGGUAUUAAUUAUUAUUGUUAUUCUCUGUUGGAAUAAUUGAGACUAUUUAGAGAGGAAUGGCUAUGUGGCAUUGCUUGCUCUCCUCUGGCACCCUUACUACUAAUAGUAAUUCCCUGUGCAGUCAGCAGCUACUUUUAAGUGUGUUUCUGCCCACCUGCAGCUGCUGUCAGCUGUGUAAACUGGAUUUUAAUUGACUUCUAAGUGUAGCUAAUUGCAGGGGCUGUUUGAGUAUUGUGAGGUUUGUUUUGCCUUAAACAGGAGGUCAGGUCUGUUUGACACUUUUAUUCCCUGCCAGUAAAACAACACAGAAAUAGAAGUUGUGUUGUAGCCCUUAGCUGGUGUUAUACAUGAAGUCCCUGCCUGCUUUAAUGUGCAGAUAGCCUCAUUUGUUCUCUGUGGUCUUUUGUACUUCAGAGGAGCAACUCUUCUGAAGGAGAAAUUGCUGGGGUUUAUGUGCAGAACCAAGGUAUAGUUAUCUUUUGACAACUAUAUAAAGUAGAGGGGUGAUUUAAUUCGGAGGGGAGAUGGAAGAGGGAGAGAAGAAACAGCUCUGUGUGCUUGUAGGAAGGGGAGCAACCUCCUCCUCUGAUUGAUGGUAGCUUUGGGAAGAAUUGCCUGAGCAGAAGGGAUGGGAGACCAGAAGAUGGCCAGGGGAAGCUCAAGGGGAAUGGUGUGGUGGUACAGCUUGGGUUUCUUGAAGUAAAACCCGAGAGUGCCUUGAAGGUUUUGAGCGCAGGUUUUGAUGCAGACCUUGGUUUUUUCUCCUUGUUGUGGUCAUGUUGUACUUCAAUACAUCUUUUCUCUCAUUUCUUGCUCUGUCAGACCUCACUAUCACUUAUAAACCAAACCCAUGAAGCAGAUAGGGUCACUGCCUCAAGCAGCUGGAGCCUGAGGCUUGCACUGUGUGACAGUAAGAGGCGGUGGGACCUCAAAGUAUGAACCCUUUGGAAGAUGACCAUGUGAAGAAUGUGGGCACACGUGAAGGGAGGAAGAAAUUAGUCCCUGGAAUGGAUCUUUAGAUGUGGAGCAAGUGGGAAGAGAGGUGAUUUGAAGGCCAUGUGCAUAUACAGAAAUGUAAUUAACUUGUUUCUUUGCUCACUCAGAAGGUGAAGGAGAAAUGCUUCCUUAUACAAGAAUUUGGGCUCAGCAGGGAUGUCCUGAGAGCAGGAACCACAUCUCCAAGUUGGCCUGUGGCAUGUCCCCAGGAGGAUGUUCAUCUCUCCUCUUGGGGCUCACUUGGAAUCCCUGAUUAUCUCCCAUGUCUUGUGGUAGAAACAGACUUUCAGCUGCUUCCCUGGUACUUUGUGAGUUACAUGUCAGGUUGUCCCCUUCCGUGCUUGGGCACUGCCCCUGAAGGAGAAGGACAGUGACACAUGUUGGACACGGUAGCAGAGGACUGGUCUUGAAAGAUGGAAGAGAUCUCUUCCAGCUCACUGUUGCUUUGAGGCUGGAUGUGCCAUAAGGAUAUAUAUAGCUUCAUUAUGCACAAUUUGAGUAGAGUGAGUUUGUGUUUGGCUAUUUUUUAGACAACUAAAUAUAUUGAAGCCAUUUUGCCUUUUGUGGGAAUAAAUCAUCCUUGCUGGCUUAGCCCUAUGUAUGAUUUCCAUUUUGAAAAAGCCAUAAAUACUGUGGUUCUAUAUUACCUGAUUGUGAACAUUGAGCCAAAAUGCACCAGAGCCAGAGUUCCUUGAAACAAGAUGUGCUUUUGAUGGAUGGGAAUGCAGAGGAGGAGCCAGCAGUUGUGACUCAGUCCUCAAUGAGGCUAGAAACCUUCUUGCUGCAAUGGAAGCUGCUCUUGCCAAAGGAUCUCGGGAAGGGACUCUGCCUUCUAGGCAAGCUGGCCAUGUUACUGAAGAUCACCUUGUCUUCCGGAAGCAGAAACACAGUGAACAGAUGAACCUCUUCAGCCAGACAUUCCUUCAGUAGAUCUCUCCCCUCAUGGAGCACCACGGCAGGGAGGAGAUGAACUCGAAAGAGGAAAGUCCUCAGGUGUGGGCUGACUCUGCUGAGCAGGAACAGAAUAGUGCUCAGGUGCACUUUGUCCCCGAGGGGGGGACAGUGGCGCAGAUCGUGUACAGCGAUGAGCAGGACCGUCCCUCGCAGCAGGUUGUCUACACGGCGGAUGGCACCUCCUACACCUCUGUGGACACCUCUGAGCACACCCUGGUUUACAUCCACCCCGUGGAAGCUACACAGACUCUGUUUACAGAUCCCUCCCAAGUGGCUUACGUCCAACAGGAUGCCACCACCCAGCAGGUAACUGUGCUCUUGCCUGCUGCUGCUCAGAGCAUGAAUCCCACCAACCUGUCCGUGCUCGGCAGCGUUGCUGAAUCCCCCCAGCAAAUGGCUCUGGAGCAGGGUCCUCAAGCAGAUAGAGCAUCAUUACCGGUGCAUAACCAGGUGUUACCUCCUAUGGAGGCAGUGGAUGGUUCUGACCCUUUAGCACCUCUGCAGAAUCAAAUGGGAAGGAUGGAAACAAAAGAGGAAGAUGACGAGGACGAAGAUGAGGAUGAAGAGGGGGAAGACACUGACAUGGAUGAAUGGGAUCCAGAUCCACCUCGACCCUUUGAUCCCAACGAUUUGUGGUGUGAAGAGUGUAAUAACGCGCAUCCUUCCGUGUGUCCAAAGCAUGGACCAUUGCAUCCGAUCCCAAACAGGCCUGUGCUGACCAGGGCGAGAGCCAGCCUUCCCUUGGUGCUCUACAUAGACAGGUUUUUGGGAGGCGUGUUCUCCAAAAGGAGGAUCCCCAAACGCACACAGUUUGGACCUGUGGAAGGACCCCUGGUUAGACAAACGGAACUCAAAGACUGCUAUAUCCAUUUGAAGGUUUCUCUUGAGAAGGGGGACAGAAAAGACAGAGAUUUGCAAGAGGACCUGUGGUUUGAACUUUCUAGCGAGGCACUUUGUAACUGGAUGAUGUUUGUGCGUCCAGCUCAAAACCAUUUGGAGCAGAACCUGGUUGCGUAUCAGUAUGGCCACCACAUUUACUACACCACCAUUAAAAACGUGGAGCCCAAGCAGGAACUCAAGGUGUGGUAUGCUGCCUCUUAUGCAGAGUUUGUGAACCAGAAGAUCCACGACAUAUCUGAGGAGGAAAGGAAGGUUCUCAGAGAGCAAGAGAAGAACUGGCCCUGUUACGAGUGCAAUCGGCGCUUCAUGAGCUCAGAGCAACUCCAGCAGCACCUCAACUCCCACGAUGAGAAGCUGGACUUCUUCAGCAGAGCCAGAGGCCGAGGUCGUGGCCGAGGGAAGAGGAGGUUUGGACCAGGCAGACGCCCUGGGCGCCCUCCCAAAUUCAUGCGUAUGGAAGUGACCAGUGAAAAUGGGGAGAAGUGUGAAGAAGGGACACAGGACUUGCUGCAUUUUUCCAGCAAGGGGCAGUUUGAUGAGGCCGGACAAGCCACACUGAACGGGCUGGAGCAGCAGGAGCAGACUCCAGUGCCACCAGAGCCACAGUCUGCACUGGAGCAGCAGUCGGAAAACCACCCACUACAAAUGCAGGCGCAGCACGACGAGAGCCCGGUGCCCACGCAGAGCACCAUGACAGCAGAUGACAUGAGGCGAGCAAAGCGUAUCAGGCUGGAGCUGCAGAAUGCAGCUCUUCAGCACCUCUUCAUCCGGAAAUCCUUUCGCCCCUUCAAAUGCCUCCAGUGUGGGAAGGCCUUUAGGGAAAAGGACAAACUGGAUCAGCACCUCCGCUUCCACGGGCGGGAAGGGAACUGCCCUCUGACUUGUGACAUCUGCAACAAGGGCUUCAUCAACAGUGGGGCUCUUGAGAGCCACAUGAAGUUCCACAUGGACCAGAAAACAUACUCCUGCAUCUUCUGCCCUAAGUCCUUCGACCGCCUGGAUCUGCUCAAAGACCACGUGGCCAUCCAUGUCAACGAUGGCUAUUUCACCUGCCCUACCUGCAAGAAACGCUUUCCAGACUUUAUCCAGGUGAAGAAGCACGUCCGCAGCUUCCACUCAGAGAAGAUCUACCAGUGUACAGAGUGUGACAAAGCCUUCUGCCGCCCUGACAAGCUGCGCCUCCACAUGCUGCGCCACUCGGACCGCAAAGACUUCCUGUGCUCCACGUGUGGCAAGCAGUUCAAGAGGAAGGACAAGCUGCGAGAGCACAUGCAGAGGAUGCACAACCCAGAGAGGGAGGCCAAGAAAGCGGAUCGGAUCAGCCGCUCCAAGACCUUCAAACCUCGCAUCGCUUCCACUGACUACGAGAGCUUCAUGUUCAAGUGCAGGCUCUGCAUGAUGGGCUUCCGCCGCAGGGGCAUGUUGGUGAAUCAUUUAUCAAAAAGACAUCCAGACAUGAAAAUAGAAGAGGUGCCAGAGCUCACAUUGCCCAUCAUUAAACCCAACAGAGAUUACUUCUGUCAGUACUGUGAUAAGGUGUACAAGAGUGCCAGUAAACGCAAAGCACACAUCCUGAAGAACCAUCCUGGUGCUGAGCUACCUCCAAGCAUCCGGAAGCUGCGUCCUGCAGGCCCAGGAGAGCCGGAUCCGAUGCUGAGCACCCACACCCAGCUCACAGGCACCAUUGCCACCCCUCCAGUCUGCUGUCCUCACUGUUCCAAGCAGUACAGCAGCAAGACAAAGAUGGUCCAGCACAUUCGCAAGAAGCACCCAGAGUUUGCUCAGCUCCCGAACACGAUCCAUGCGCCGCUGGCAACCGCUGUCAUCAGCUCCACUCCUGCUGUUCUAACCACCGACAGCACUACUGGAGAGACUGUUGUGACAACAGAUUUACUGACCCAGGCAAUGACAGAGAUAUCCCAGACCCUCACCACAGACUACCGGACUCCCCAGGGAGAUUACCAGCGGAUCCAGUACAUCCCAGUGUCUCAAUCCACAACUGGCUUGCAGCAGCCUCAGCACAUCCAGCUGCAGGUUGUGCAAGUGGCCCAGGCUACCUCACCUCACCAGUCCCAGCACUCCACAGUGGACGUUGGGCAGCUUCACGACCCCCAGACCUACACCCAACAUGCUAUCCAGGUGCAGCACAUCCAGGUCACAGAGCCUUCGCCAGCACCUCAGGCAUCAGCACAGGUUGGGGCUCAGCCUUUGAGUCCCUCCUCACAACAAUCUCAGCAGGAGCUCAGCCCCUCACAGAUGCAGACAACUACAUCGACACCAAGCCAAGCCCUCCAGCAGCAGCAGGGAUCUGCAGUCCAGCACACCUACCUUCCCAGCACAUGGAACUCGUUUCGGAGCUACUCAUCUGAGAUCCAGAUGAUGACCAUUCCCCAAGGCCAGUACGUGAUCACAGAGACUGCUGUAGGUACACCAGUCACCACUGUCAACACGGGGCAGGUGAAAGCAGUUACUCAGACUCACUAUGUGAUAUCUGAAGGUCAGCCUGAUCUGGAAGCCAAACAAAACUCUUCGCUCUCCAGUGAGGUCCAGGUCGGUGUUUCCCAGCCCCCAGCCCACACGGAUACCUUGGAAUCCCAAACAAGCACUCAGCAGCCCCCCACCCAGUACAUCAUCACUACGACCACCAACGGGAACGGCGGCAGCGAGGUGCACAUCACUAAACCCAGAACUUUCUCAGCAGAACAUGAAUGAAGAAGCCUCGUGGUGUCGCUUGCUUGUACUUGUCACCUGCCCCAAAGCCCAGAGCUAUGGGUAUGCUGGGGUUCAAUAUGUUUUAAAGUAUAUGCUCACUUCAACUAAAAUCUUGGAGCUCUUGUUAUGCUUUAAGAGGGUUCAAGUCCCUGGUGACCAUGAAGAAGUACCCUCAAAAUCCUUCUGGGUUGUUACUUUAUGCAGCUUUUAACAAAAAGGACAAGAGGAGAAGUAAAACUUCUGCUUGCUCUGGACUUGAUUUUUGGCAUGUCUGCUGACCCUUAUUUUUACUUUUUGGAAGUGUCUCCAGUAAACAACUUGUUAUUUCAAUUGUAUGGGGAAAAAGCUUGCCUAAUGGAAGGCUAACUGGCAGAUGAUGUAUGUAUAUUUUUACUAGGAGCUGUUAAAGAGGAGGCCAUCGUGUAAAUAGCCAGAAUAGGUCAGAACCGCUUCCAGUGUCUUUGUUUCAGCAGCCAAGGUGAAAGGGAACAUACCUGCUCAAUGUGAGCAGACUGCCUGGAGAGAAAGAGCAGCAGCAGCAAAGUGUCCAUGUGAGGGGAUGGAUGUGACAAUGAAGCUGUGAAGAUGUGCCCAAGCAGUCCAUUAAAUUAUUAUUCUUACUUUUCCAACCCUCAAGAACUGUUUACAUGCUGUCUGCCCUGCCCUAGUUUACCACGUUCCAAAAGAAGGAAAAGUGCAGUCUUAAGCCCGUGUUGUUUGGAACAAACCGAUGGAGGUUGUAGUAGCACAUAAGGGUAGUACAGAGCCACUAUUAUCUCUUUUUCCUAUCCAGUAUUUGCAGGGAAUAUCACCUUUUUGCCCAAUAAAACAAACAAAAAGGGUUCAGCUUAGCCUGUGUAGCAGCUUCUGCUGUGACCUAAAGGUAGUUGUGCCAGGAGAACAUGAGGGUGCAGGAGCACACCUCUGAAGAGGCAGGGUAGUUCUCCCUGUUGCCACCAUUUUUCCCUUUGAAGACUGGAUGGAGAGUUGGUUACUCUAUUUUUUUCCCCCCAAAUAGCCUUGUUAACAAUGCAGUGUGUAAUUCCUCUGGACAUUUCCAUCAGAUGACCAGCCCUGGACUCAGGAAGCAUACAAGAAACAUGCUAGUGGACCACUAUUUAUGGGACACAAAGCCAUCGGUGAGGGUUGCCUGCUUGGUAGACCUGGUCUGUGUACAGAAUUCAUGCUAUGCUUAGGGACCAGGAGAAAGGGAAAGAGAAGGUUUAUCUCUUUAGGGCAGUGUAAUUAUCUUGUUUUCUUCCAUAAUUCUCUUAUUGGUUGGUUAUUUAAUGCAUUCUGGUAUGUGCAAGAAUAGAACUACAACUCCAUUGACUCCUGAUGGGAUAUACUGUGUCUGUCUAAACCUUCAUUCACUGCCUGAAAACUCAUCCCAGAUUGUCUGUGCAUAACAGCAUACGUGUAUUUAUAAAACAAAAGCAAAGAAGGAUCUUUUGUCUUUAUGGCCUGUGAGACUGGAGAAAUGAGAGAGGUUUUCUGGGUUAGUUUUCUCUGUGCCCCAGAGUGUGAACAUGGAACUCCUUGGCCUAAGCACUACAGAUUUAGAUGAGGAUUACCCAUGUGGGCAAGCUCCACAGAUGUUUACAGGCUGUGGUAUCAGCCCUGAUGGAGUUAAAGCUCUUAGACAUGAUUUGGGAACUUCACACUUGGACUGGAUGAAGUCUGGUUUCUUCUGGGCAAAGCCUCAUAGCAGGUAUUGCUUUGGUACUUAACACAUCUGUUAAUAUGGUGUGGAAACUGUGUGUGAGGAGAGAAAUCACAUGGAGAAUACUGGCCAGUCAGAGGUGUUUCGAGGUAGCUUUGAGGUGACUUGCCAGAUAGGGAUGAAUUUGUUCCUGGGGUUUCACUUCUCUUGCUGUACCACUGUACUGGGGCGUUACUGAGGUCAGUGAAGUUCAUGAACUUCCAUUUAGUCAAGCACAGCGAUGAGUGUCUUUAAAUUCAGCACAUUUGGGAGCCCAGCAACUUGAGCAUGGUUCCUGCUCAUCCAAUGAAGUCCUGUUGCUGAGGACACUUGAAUUCCAGUGCUGGGCAUUGCAAUGAUGUUGCUGUGGGAGAAUAGAAGGGAGAUUUCUGUUGGCUUUCUUCACGCUGCUACGUGACUCAUAACAAGUCAAAAAUGGUGUGAAUAGUAGGAAAAUAGGAGACUUGGAAAUGGGAUACUGCACUACAAGAGGUAUUUUAAAGGUUUAAAAGGUCUUAUAGUCUGUAACAUCAAACUAGUUUGCCUUAAUGGUGUUGGAAAUGUGGGGUUGAAGAACUCUUUUGCUCUAUUCACCUUUGUUGGAAAGAAUCACAGGAGGAGAACGAUUAUUUGAAAACUAUCCUAAAAAGCUACACUCCUAAACCAGCCUCUUUGCACUCAAGUCUUCCUUCUCAAAGUUUCUCCUCUGUCCCACAGCAGCAGCAGCGUUCUCAUGCCACCAGCCUGGAAAUCCAUCAGGGAAUUCAUGGUGUCCCAAGUUAAACAAACACCUCCUCGCCAAAGCAGCCACCCGGGAUAUGGAAACACCAUGAAUUUUCCUUCCAGAGUAAGAAAUUAAAGCAAUUCCACAGGCCUACUUCUAGAAAGACACCACCUCCAUGGAAACACACACCAUUGCAUGGGUUUCCCCCCAUUUCUGCAGUGCAGAAAGGAGAGAAUUUGUUAUUACUUUGAAACCAGAGCAACCCAAAGCUGAUGUCCCACGGGAGGUUAGUGCUGGAGUCCUCCUGGACGACAGGCAUUCCUUGUAGGCAUUUUGGGUCCAAAUAUGCUCUUUUCCACACCCCCCUUCGCACCUCUAUUUAACUGUGUAUGUUAUUGUACAGUCGUGACCGCCGUCGUGUUGAGUCUUGUGCAACCCCGCAGCUGUAAAAAACCCACAUUAAUAAACCUUACACCCCCCCUUUUUUU
Molecule: messenger RNA, 8690 nt
Organism: Strigops habroptila (Kakapo)
Lineage: Eukaryota; Metazoa; Chordata; Aves; Psittaciformes; Psittacidae
Gene: PRDM10
Product: PR/SET domain 10
Exons: 24
Coding region: 2153-5776 (1207 amino acids)
Biological process (GO): regulation of gene expression
Cellular component (GO): nucleus
Molecular function (GO): protein binding
Source: RefSeq, a predicted model, not a curated record